AUGGAAAAAGAAAUAAAAUUCUCAUUCUUAAAGCUAUUCAAUUCAAUCAAAGGGGUUCAUAAGCCAGAAUAAGACUAUGAUUAAAAUUAUCUAGCAUCUAGAGCUGAUUCUCAGACAAAAUUAAAAUUUCAAAAAUUCUUCAAAUGGUGCAAAGACAAUGGCAUUACUCAUCCCAAAGUUAAGUAUCCAGUCUUAUUUGGUAAGGGAAAGAAUCAGUACAUGGGCAUGAUGGCAACUGAAGAUAUUGGGGCUAAUGAAACCAUGAUAAAAGUGCCAGCAAAAAUGGUAAUCUCAACUUAAGUAUGUGUUAACAGUGAAAUCAAGAACAUCUUUUAUGAAAAUCCAGAUAUAUUCGGUAGAAAUUCAAAUGAUGGUGAAGAUAAUGUCCUGAUAGCUUUUUUACUUUAUGAGCUAGGUAAAGGUGAAAAAUCUUUUUGGAAACCUAUGUUUGAUGUAUGGCCUAAACCAGGGGAUACAGAUCUUUUGAUGAAUUGGUCAGAUGAGGAUCUUGAAUGGCUUUAAGAUCCUACUCUUUCUCAUGAUGGAUAAAGAUAGUAUGAUGAAUUCUUAUAGUCUUGGAAUGACUUAUACUAAUGCUUAACACGCUAUCCAAAAUAAUUCUGUGAAUCAGCAAUUGAACUUUACAAAUAUAAAUGGGUCUAUAUGCUUACAACAAACAGAUGUUUUGGUUCUAGUUGGCCCGGAGUUUCUUGUAUGAUACCUUAUGCAGAGUUUAUAAAUCAUGAGAACGUCAAUAUUUAAUAUGAUUAUCUAGAUUAAAAGGGCAAUAGUAUUCAAUGUGAUGAAGAUAAGAAGAAAUUAAAAAGAGAGGAAAGAAUCUUAGCAAUGCUGAAAAGAAAGUUAUUCCUAGAAGAUCUAAAGCAAGAUUUGGAAAAAUUAGAAGCAGAAACUAGAGCAAGAUUGAGCGGAGAGGAAGUCAAAGUUCCGACAGAUGAAGAGCGAUAGUAGUUAAUAAAUGAGCGUAAAUUGAAAAGAUAGACUAUGGAGUUUGAGAUUAAGGCCUAAUUAGCUGAAUCUUAUAAAUCAGCGAAUUCAUCAGACUCCGAUGAAGAAAAGUAAAAAAAUUAGGAUGAUGAUUGCGAGAAGAAAGACUAAGAUGAAUGGGAUUAUAGUAGUGGAGUUGAAUCAGAUAAUGAUGUUGAUUUACUAGUAGAGUAGGAAGUUCUUCACGCUUUCAAGCUUAAUAAAUAAUAAUUGUACCAUGAAUAAAGCCUUAAAAGUGAUGAAGAAAAGCUGAGCUAGUUGGCAGAAGAAAAUAUGAAAGAAAAUGAAAAAGUAGAAAAUAAUGAAGUAACGGACUAAGAAUCUUAGACAAAAGAGAAAGCCUAUAAAACUUGGUAACUAGUCGCUAGUCAAGUUCCAGAUGACUAUGACUUUAUCAUAAGGACUUAUAGCGAAGGCUUCCCAAAAGGAUCUUAAGUAUUCUUAUGCUAUGGUAGAAUGUCAAACAGAGAAAUGCUAAAAAGAUAUGGAUUCUGCCUUUAAUGGAAUAAGUAUAACUACGCAUACAUUAAGCUUAGGUUAGAUUCUUAAGAUCCUGAAUUCGCCUAUCGAAAGUUUAUCAUUAGAAAAUUUUUCUCAGUUGACCCUAGUAAAGAAUCAUUUGAUAUUUCUAGUAGACAUUUCAAAAUUUAUUUUCAAAAGCUAAAUACUAAAGUAUUAAAGUUCAUUAAGAUACUUAACUUCAAUGUUUAAUCGGAUGAUAUUUCUUGCAUUGUGGAAAGUAGAUCACUAUCAUUGGAAUACAUUUCAUUUUAAAAACUUAAGCAAGUUUAUGAAUAAUUUUUGAAUAGUUUUUCAACUUCUUAUAGAGAAGACAAUCAUGCAAUUAAGCAUGAUAGAGAAAAGCUUACUCAUAGAUAAUACUUCGCCACCAUUUAUAGAAGUGAGCUUAAAAAGAUAUUAAUUAACUAAAUUAGAUUAGUAGAAGUAGUUUUAUAAAUACUUGAAAGAAUAAUGAAGGGAAUGACAUUUGAUUUUGCUGUUACAAGAGUUUUCGAGUUGGAAACCAAAAAGGAAUUUGUAGUUAAUAGAAUUAUGAUUGAUAGCUAUCUGACAUCACUUAAGAAUGGUUUAGAAAAAAAUAAAUUAGAGUAUAUUAAUUAAACAAGUCAAGAUUUUGAAAAGUUAUUAGAGUCAUAAAGAUAAUUAAGGGUUGAUCUACCCAAGAACAUUUAUAGAUAAUUUGAGAUUAAAGGAUAUGAUAAGAUGCUUGAGAGGAUGAUUGAACAGCCAAUAAAAAUGUCACAGUUAAACGAAGAUGAGGAAGCUGAGAGAAGCCUAUUGUUAAUAAAAGAUCAUAUUCAAUUUUAGGUUGAAUAAAAUGAUAUAAUUUUAAGAGGCGAUGAUUAUGAACCAGCUGAUUAAUAAGUGGAAACUCUUGCAUAGAGUAAUGAAACUAAAUAAUAAGAAAUAGGUAAAUCUCCCAAAAAAGAAGACGGUAAUAGUGAGUAUGGCAGUGAAUAUGAUUCUGAAGCUGAAGAAGUCUCUGAAGAUGAGAAUCAAUCUAAGAUUUUGGAUAAAGGGGAAGAUGAUCCAAUUUUGAAAUAAGCUGUUGACUAGAAUAAUUGUAACUUCAAACAAUUAAUUGAAGAUGUUACCAAUUUAGAGUGA
Messenger RNA from Stylonychia lemnae, 2634 nucleotides. Lineage: Eukaryota; Ciliophora; Spirotrichea; Sporadotrichida; Oxytrichidae. The record is from the annotation of a GenBank genome assembly.